Messenger RNA from Microbotryum saponariae, 4462 nucleotides. Lineage: Eukaryota; Fungi; Basidiomycota; Microbotryomycetes; Microbotryales; Microbotryaceae. The record is from the annotation of a GenBank genome assembly.
AUGGUCAGUACCGCAGCAGAUCAGGUCAAGGCGUGUUAUCGUUAUUCAUCAUCACGCCCUUGCUUCUCCUUGCAGGCACCUACGCGCAAGGCCAAGGCCAGAACAGGCGGCGGCGCGCCAGCGUCAUCGAGCGCAGCCGGCGCCAAACGAGCCAAGGCCGGGGGAGGCACAGGAAUCGCAAAGGUGGGCAGAGCGGGCAGAGCGGGCAGAGCGGUACGAGAUGGAACGACUAGUAGAUCUGAUGCGAUCACCUCACUUCCGUCCAGGCCGAUUGGAAGGAAGGCUUCAAGAAGAAGCAGGCCGGCGUGAGCGACAUGACGCUCCUGUCGACCAUCUCCAACGAUGCCAUCAACGACAACCUCAAAAAGAGGUCAGCACACCGCUUCUCUUCUCUAUCCGACCCUAUUACUGCGUACUGAACCCUUUCUCCUGGUCCGUCAUCAGGUUUGAGAAUGCAGAAAUCUACGCAAGUUCCCCCUUCCCCCACCCCACGUCAGACCACGCCGUGGUGUGCUGACCCCACACACCGUACUCUUCUCUUCCACAGACCUACAUCGGACACGUUUUGAUUUCGGUCAACCCCUUUCGCAUGCUUCCCAUCUACACCGACGAGGUGCUGCACUCGUACCGAGGCAAGAACCGUCUCGAGAUGGCCCCCCACGUCUACGCGAUCGCCGAGUCGGCCUACUACCACAUGAUCUCCUACAAGGAGAACCAGUGCGUCAUCAUCUCGGGUGAAUCUGGUGCGGGCAAGACCGAAGCCGCCAAGAGGAUCAUGCAGUAUAUCGCUGCCGUUGCGGGCGGUCAGGGCAUCGACGGCGUCAAGGAGAUGGUCCUCGCGACGAACCCUCUCUUGGAGUCGUUCGGUUGUGCAAAGACGUUGAGGAACAACAAUUCGAGUCGACAUGUGAGUGCGGAUAGGCUUCUUGGCUCGAAUACUUUGAACUGUGGUGCUGACAUGCUGAUGCGACGCUCCUAGGGCAAAUACCUCGAAAUCGAGUUUGACGAUCAUGGGGGACCUGUCGGAGCCGUCAUCACCAACUAUCUGCUCGAAAAGGUGAGUCUGAUGGAACUUUUGUACAUUCGAUUCAGAGCUGAUACGGUUCCGACCCUCUCUCCCCACAGAAUCGAGUCACGGGUCAAAUCAACUCGGAGCGAAACUUCCACAUCUUCUACCAGCUCACCAAGGGUGCCUCGGCAGCGCAACGUGAUGCGUAUGGUCUCCAAGGGCCCCAGGCCUACGCCUACACCUCGAAAUCGAAGUGUCUCGAGGUCCCCGGGAUCGACGACGUGCAGGACUGGGCCGACACGCUCAAGGCGAUGGACGUCAUCGGCAUCUCCAAGCAGGAGCAGGAUGACAUGUUGCGACAGCUCGCGGCCGUCUUGUGGAUCGGGAACGUGCAAUUCGGCAUCGCCGACGAUGGCAAUGCAUUCGUACAAGACCAGACCGUGACCGAGUUCGUGGCUUACCUUUUGGAGGUCGACGCCACGCUCGUCAACAAGGCCUUGACGAGUCGUGUGAUGGAGACCCAGCGCGGUGGUCGGCGAGGAUCGGUCUACGAGGUACCUCUCAACCCGGCCCAAGCUUCGUCGGUGCGCGAUGCGUUGGCGAAAGCGAUCUACAACAACCUGUUCGACUGGAUCGUUGAGCGCGUUAACAAGUCGAUGAAAGCCAAGGCUCCGACCUCGCACAUCAUUGGUGUGCUUGACAUAUACGGCUUUGAAAUCUUUGACACGAACCAGUUUGAACAAUUGUGCAUCAACUACGUCAACGAGAAGUUGCAGCAGAUCUUCAUCCAGUUGACGCUCAAGACCGAGCAGGAGGAGUACGUGCGCGAGCAGAUCAAGUGGACCCCGAUCGACUACUUCAACAACAAGGUCGUGUGCGAUCUCAUCGAGGAGAAACGACCGCCUGGGGUCUUUGCUGCCCUCAACGAUGCUUGUGCCACGGCCCAUGCGGACCCGACCGCCGCUGAUGGCUCGUUCGUGCAGCGUCUCGGAGGUGUCUCGAGCCCGCAGUUUGAGUCGCGUGGAUCCAAAUUUCUCGUUCGUCACUACGCCGGAGAUGUCAUGUACACCGUCGCGGGCAUGACGGACAAGAACAAGGAUGUCCUCCUCAAAGACCUGCUCGACUUGAUCGCCUCGUCCAAGAACCGCUUUUUGCAAGGCCUCUUCCCCGAUCGACCCGACCCGGACUCCAAGAAACGACCACCGACGGCCUCGGACAAGAUCAAGGCCUCGGCGAACGCGCUCGUCGAAAAGCUCAUGCGUUCGCAACCUUCGUACAUCCGUACGAUCAAACCCAACCAAAACAAGAGCCCGACCGAAUACGACUCCAAGGCGAUCUUGCAUCAGAUCAAGUACCUCGGCUUGCAAGAGAACAUUCGCGUGCGACGAGCCGGAUUCGCAUACCGCAACUCGUUCGAGAAGAUGGUUGAGAGGUUUUACCUCCUCUCUCCCGCGACGUCGUAUGCGGGCGAUUACAUUUGGCAAGGCGAUUCGAGAUCGGGUUGUGAGCGCAUCCUCCGGGAUACGGGCAUCGCCAAGGAGGAAUGGCAAAUGGGUACGACCAAGGCCUUCAUCAAGAACCCAGAAACGCUCUUUGCGCUCGAACACAUGCGCGAUAGGUAUUGGCACAACAUGGCCUCGCGCAUCCAACGAGCAUGGCGUGGGUAUCUGCGCUACAGGGACGCGUGCGCGCGCAAGAUCCAACGCUUCUGGAUGAGUAAGAAGGAAGGGAUCGCCCUCGCAGCUUUGCGAGACUAUGGUCACCAAGUCUUGGGAGGCCGAAAGGAACGUCGUCGAUAUUCGUUGCUCAGUAUGCGUCGCUUCCAGGGUGACUAUCUCGGCGUGGGCCAGGCCGGCCCUCAGGGCCAAUCGCUGCGAAGCUCGGCUGGUAUCGGAUCGGGAGAGGCCGUCGUCUUCUCAGCUCGUGCUCAAUUGCUCGUGUCGAAGCUGGGUCGAUCGUCCAAACCUAGCCCUCGCUACUUGAUCCUCUCGGACAAGGCCGUCUACGUCCUUAUCACCCAAGUCGUCAACGGACGAGCCUCGACCACCCUGGAGCGCAAGAUCCCUCUCAUCACGAUCCGUAGCAUCGGAUUCUCCCAACUACGCGAUGAUUGGUUCGCCAUCAACGCUGGAAUCUCCGAGGAAGGUGAUCCCUUGCUUCACUGCUACUUCAAGACCGAGUUUGUGACGCACUUGAUGCAACGCACCAAUGCCGCCGUUCAAGUCUUGAUCGGACCUACAAUCGCCUACGCCAAGAAGAAGGAUAAGCAGGCGCAGAUUACGUUUAAGAAGGACGAGAGCAUCCGCAAGGACGACGUUUACAAGUCGUCCUCCGUGAGCGUUCCGAGUGGGGAACCUGCUUCGAGCCAAUCGAGACCACCAGUUCCGAGGAAAGCUCGGGCUCCUCGAGCGGCCACAAACAACAGGGCACCCCGGGCACCUGCAGCAGCUGUGAGUGCAAGCAUAUCGGGAACACCUCGAGCGAGGCAACUGACCAGCUGCCUGUGUCUACAGAAACCCAUGGGUCGAGCAACACCGCAGGCCCGAACUCUGCCCUCGGGCGGGUCUUCUUCCAUCCCAGCUGCUCCCGCCGUUCGGGCCCAAGCUCCCGCCGCACCUUCCGCGGGUCGGGCAGCACCACCUCCUCCUUCAAGGAGUGCUGCGCCCCCACCACCUCCUGCGGCACCCGAAAAGGAACAAUGGAAAGCGUGAGUCCGGCUGUGAUGGCCUGGUCGCUAUUUCGCUUGGUCCUAACAUCUAGUACCGAUUCAUGCCUGUUUAGCCUCCACAACUUUGAGACGAACCAACCUGGCGAGAUGGCAUUGAAGAAGGACGACGUGCUCGAUGUGGUAACAAAGGAUGAUGGUGGUUGGUGGCUCGUCAAAAAAGCGGGCCAAGAAGGUUGGGCACCCUCAAACGUGAGUGGGCUUGCCAGCCGCGCUAGGUGUUCUAGCUUCGAACUUACACGACAAUACACGAUUCACAGUAUCUUCAAUUCAUCCCACCCAAACCCCGAGCUGCUCCGGCGGCCCCAGCUGCUCCUUCCCGACGUGCUCCCCCCAUCGCCCCAGCAGCAGCUCCUUCAGCCCCAGUACCUCAAUCCGCAGCAGGUCGAGCGCCGGCAGCUCCUCGAGCUCCGAUGGCUCACUCCGUUGCCGCCGACCCGAACGCGGCCCCGGUCUCCGUGUUCGGGUCGGGUGGCCCAGGUGGACUUGCGGCAAUUUUGGCGGCGAAGCGAGCAGCUGCCGAGAAUGGCGGUUUGAGCAGUCACGACUCGCCUGCGAGCUCGACUGGCAACUCUCCGGCCAACUCGAGACCUGGCUCUGGCCUUGGUGGGUUGAAGUGCCUCCUCUGCUGCUUACAAUCUACCAGAGUACUCACGAGGCUUUUGGUAUAUUACAGGAAAGCCCAUGGCGCCACCCAAGCCGGGUCCCAAGCCAUCACUCGCACCUAA